UUACCAUAUUUCAUCAAAAUUACAAUCAUGGCGAAACCUUUGCAAAAGGAACGUGAGAACCGGUCGGCGGACAAGAAAGAUCUGACCUUCCAUCCGUUUACAAUCACUCCUGAAACUGCUCAUACUUCCGUAUUACUACUGGAAUCCAAGGAGCCGGAGAUAUUAUGUCAGACCCUCAGAGCGAUUACGAAGUUUAAUGGGCAAGAUAUGCAGAACAGAUACAUCCUCUUUAAUCUAGAUGCCAUCAAGUAUGUACUUCCACACAUUGACCAUCCAGAGAUGAACAUCAGGCGUUUUGCUCUGAAGGCUCUAGGUCAACUCUGUCAGUUGCCAAGAGGUCCAGAACAGGUUCUGGAGAACUCUCAAAAUCUGAGGAAAGUCGCGUUUUCGCUUGCUAAGUGUGAAGACGUAUUCGUUCUGGAAUUCGCGUCGUUGGUGCUAUCGGAGCUGACCAAGGAACCAGAAGGUUGCGAGCAGAUGAUAUCCGCCAAUAUUCUCGGCGUCCUUUGCAACAGGAUGAAGAACAGCCAAGAUCCUGACGUCCAGAAGAAUUGCUUGCAGACUCUUAGCAACGUCCUAGAUGACCCGGUGUGUGCCGCGGAAGUGACCAAGAACCCGCAGUUCAGCUGGCCUGCGCUCCUGGCGCUGAUGCAAAGCAAGUACCUGGCCAUACAGCAUGUGGCGCUCAAGACGGUUGAUCAGAUGGUCUCACGGUAUAACGACGUCAACAUACAACGCAGCUUCAAAGCUUCGACUGGCGUGCUGGAUUUGUGUGAUAUUCUAGAGUCGUAUGAGUUCCGUGACGUCCACACGCUAGUUUUGGGCGUGUUGAAGACGUAUGUGGAGACGGAAGAGAACGCAUCACAUCUAUACCAGGCCGGGUGCAUCACCCGACUGCUCGCGUAUCUCGAGAUGGCUCUGCCGGCGAUGAAGCCGCACUGCAUCGCCGUGCUUACCAAGAUGUCCUUCACCGCUAACGGGAGGAAUGCACUAUACGAGACAGGAACGGACUUGGUGUUCUGCCACCAACUCAUAAACGGUGCCGGAGAGUUGCUGGCCGACGCGGCCAUGGGCGUCGCCAACAUGACGAAGAUGAUGGUGUCUGCAGUGCGAAUGGCUGAGACCAACAUCGUCGAGGCUCUUGGUGGUAUUCUUGGUGACGACACGGCGCCGUGGUUCGAUGUCCGUAUGAACAGUUUGCUGGCGUUAGCUGAACUCUGUCGACUCAUUGCGAAAGCCGCUUUCGCCACCAUCGAGCCCAAGACGUUUACUGCCUUGAGGAACGUUAAUAGGAAACCUAAAGAUAGUCCCAUAGAAGCCCAGAGACUAGCAGUGCAAUGUUACAUCAACCUGCUGAACUAUCAACCGUGUGUGAAGAUCAUGCUCAAUAAUGAUUUUAUACAGGAAUUGCUAAAUAUACUGCAGCGUCCAGACGUUGCAUUGAAGACACUGACCUGCACAGUUCUGACUGGGCUGAUGGCUGAAGACGUUGCCAAGUUCCUCUUCACGUCUCGUAAAGGAGAAGAGGUGAUAGCCAGCAACCUGAACAUCGAGCACGUGGGUCUUCGCACGGCGCUGUGUCUACUCAUCGCUGCCAGUGUCACCGACGAUAGUGCUGACAUCUACCUCGACCUUGGGACUAUACACUACAUGGUUGAGAACAAGCAAGCGAGGUACGUGGUGAGCGCGUGGGAGCCUGCCCUGGAGGCCAUCUUCGCCCACCACCCUUCGGCUAAACUCGCCUACACCGGCUGUUUGCAGUUCAACGAUUUUACUUCGGAAGGUUUCUACGUGAUGAAGCGUAUGGGUGAGUCCCUGACGACGAUGCAGGAUCUGAUGAAGAGCGCGCCACCACACCGGCUGCCCGUCUUACUGUGCAUGUUCUAUUCAUCGCCCUUCGACCCCGCCUCCGCCAUGGACAUAAGGACGCCCUUUGGCACAUCGAAAUCGAACCUGGCGAUGUCACCGUCCAGCAGGAUUCGCUUCCCCCACGUGCCUGAUGAUGUCAAUCUGCGUGACUACCUCGUCAAACUGCGGAUUUGGUUCGGCGAUCCAGCCAAAUCUUUACAUUACUUUGAAAUUGAAGACGCUCAUUAUGAAGUGAGAUAUCGUCAAAAAUGCACUGAGGUCUCAUCGACGUUGAAGCAGCGCGCACAACUGUUGGCAGAAUUCGUGUCAGUUCAGAUGAGCGGCAUGAACCAGGAGCGAGACUGUUCACUGCCCAGGGUGGAACUACAUCUUGCUGAUUUGAUGCUAGAGCUGAACUCCCGCGUGAUCGGUCUUGGCUGGGUGAAGUGCGGCGGGGCGCUAGAACGAGCGGUGCUGUACAAAGUGUUGGCUGACAGACUGGGCAUCCCGUGCUCGCUCCACCGCGCCACCAGCGCGCAUGCGUGGUGCGAGGUCGCCGUGCCCGAGCUCGAUCCGAUGGACGAAGAAGACACGAUUGAGAAGUACCCAGCGGGGCUCCUUCGCGCCAACUACGUAGUGGACCUGAUUGACGCCCCGGGACGACUCAUGCCGAAGGGCAGUUACGAAACGAGGCGCAUCUGCGGGCCCUCGUGCCUCCCCAAAUAUGUCGCGCGGAAUCCCCCGGCUAUAUGCAAGUGUGAGAAGAGUCCUACGUGUAGUGGGUAGACUCAAAUGUAAAGUUUUGGAGUUUUUGGAGUCAUGCCUAUUUUAAAUUAUUUUUUAAAGAUUUUAUCACUUUAGC
This is a messenger RNA of Pectinophora gossypiella (pink bollworm), 2710 nucleotides long. RefSeq lists its product as uncharacterized. The coding region runs from base 28 to 2634 and encodes 868 amino acids. The record is from RefSeq and is a predicted model, not a curated record. NCBI's taxonomy places the organism in Eukaryota, Metazoa, Arthropoda, Insecta, Lepidoptera, Gelechiidae. Gene Ontology annotation, molecular function: protein binding. The transcript has 17 exons.